AUGGCUGCAGCACCUAUAACAUUACCUGGAACCGUACGAACUGCAACAGCCGUUACAACCUGGACUACAGCAUCAACGGGGGGAGCACCUGGUUACCGAUAGCCAACUAUUACAAUCCUGGUUCCCAACGGUAUCAACAGCAACCAGUGCCGCAUCCGGGUGAGCGAUUACUACGGGACCCUUUUGGGUGAUAUGAGCGAUGCGAACUUCACGAUCGCUCCGAGCAACGACAUUACCGUGACGUCUCCCAACGGAGGAGAGAGCAUGGUAGGUCUGUCGACGUAUACGAUCAGCUGGACGAACCUUCCGAGCGCGAGCGGCCAGUAUUACCUGCAAUACUCUGUAGACAACGGAUCGAGCUGGACGAACAUCACCAGCAACAUUACCGGCAAUGCCUAUGCGUGGUCUGUUCCGAACAUCCCGAGCAACCAAUGCCUGAUCAAAGUUCUGGACUAUAACAACACCUGUAAGUUCGAUGAGAGACGCUGCAGCAGAGCUGCACCUAUAACAUUACGUGGAACACGGCCACAUUCUUCUCGAACGUUCGUCUGGAAUACUCAUUGA
Molecule: messenger RNA, 564 nt
Organism: Stylonychia lemnae
Lineage: Eukaryota; Ciliophora; Spirotrichea; Sporadotrichida; Oxytrichidae
Source: the annotation of a GenBank genome assembly